Messenger RNA from Dendronephthya gigantea, 965 nucleotides. RefSeq lists its product as uncharacterized. Gene Ontology annotation, biological process: extracellular matrix organization. NCBI's taxonomy places the organism in Eukaryota, Metazoa, Cnidaria, Anthozoa, Malacalcyonacea, Nephtheidae. The annotation marks the transcript as partial. Gene Ontology annotation, molecular function: protein binding; metalloendopeptidase activity. The transcript is spliced from 5 exons. Gene Ontology annotation, cellular component: extracellular matrix. The record is from RefSeq and is a predicted model, not a curated record.
AGUGGUUCUACCUUCACAAACUACCAAACCACGACUACAGAAAUAAGUUCUGGCGACGUUUUCAGUCGGGCUUUGGAUCCAUAUCCACACUAUGUAGGAAAUAUUCCACGCCGCAUCAACUAUGAAUGUUGGCGAAAUUAUCAACACUGUUGGACAUGGUUUGAUUCUACUAAUGAUUUGUUGUUGUUCAAGUAUUGCUGCUGAUUACCAGCAUCGAAGAAAAAACAGAACUUGUAUUCCUGCCGAAGCUGAGCCAACACUCAACUCAAGUUCCUGUUUUCCUUUGGUGAAUUUCACUCGGCCUUUUUGUAAAAAUCACGGAAUCAUUUUAUCAAACUACGUUUUUCGAACUCCUUCUCGACAAAAUACGAAAAACAACGAACUAAACCGAGUCCAAGACACUCUCGAGAGGCUUGGGGAGUUAAAAAUAAGUCUUUAUUCGAAGAUUAGCGUUACCAAAGUGCGAAUAUGCAUUCCAAUCCUAAAUAUAUACCUUUGUCAUUUAUUUUUUCCGAGUUGUGACAGAACGCAAAGUGUUUAUAAAGAGAAGGCAGCUUGUCGUGAAACACGCGUUAACGUGUACCACUUAUGUGACUAUGUAAGCAUCAGGGAGACUUUUAAAAAGUAUUUUUCAAUUCGGUGGUCGGGUGCGACACCAGAAAGAAAAAAAUUCAUACUUGGAGAUCUACAACCAGUCCGAAAUGCGGGUGACUCGCCAGAAUGCUGGUACACUGAAUUCAGAAACACAACAGAUAGACUCACAAUAGUAGGAACAAGUGCAAAUAUAGUUGACGGUAAUUAUGGGAAUUGGUCAUUAAAAGAUAAGUGUAAUGUGAGUUGCGGCGAAGGUUUUGAAACAUGGCAACGAGAUUGUGACAAACCUAAGCCAAAGUUUGGCGGAAAAUAUUGCAGUGAAAUCGGAGAGUCAGUUGAAUACAGAUCCUGUUUGGCUGAACCCUGUCCAG